CGGUGGUGCUGAUAGGACCAAAUCGGCGCAGCGCUCACUCUUGCUUCUUGGAACUCCUCCGCGUCUCUACCUUGCUGAGUCGCCGGGGAAGCUGCGGCGGGUGAUGGAGAAAGGUGGUCGUGCUGUGAGAUGAGCCGCUCAUUUGCGUUGUGGGAGAAGCUGCGGUCCUUACAGUAAACAGAUGUUCUCCCACCCGGCCAUACAAAGCAGCGGUCUUUCCCGUCUCAAGACAUCCUGCAUGGGAAAAGAGACGGUGAUGGUAGUGGUGAGCGUGGGGGAGUGUGCCCAGGAAGGCGGGGGGAGAGGAAAGAAAGAAGGAGGUAGAGUGAGAGAAGAUGGGAAGGGAGGUAUGCCAGCCCCUUCACUGGUCCAUUACCCAGUUCACAAGUGCCCAGGUAAGGGGGACUACCCGCCAGGCUACGACAGUGACUCCGGGAACAGUGACCACAGCAGCAGCGGGCGUGGUAGCGGAGGCAGUGACCUGGGCAGUGAGCUGGACCACCGCGAUGGUUCCCGCCUGGAAGACAGCGGCAGGUACAGUGCUGACGGAGAGGAGGAGCCCCGCCACCACCACUCCCCACAACCUGCCUCUCACGCUCCCGCCCCGGCUCAGAGCAAAACAGAGGUCGACACCCAUCCAUCCGACAGACCACAUCAGCGCAGCGUGCCCGUGACUCAUCCACCUGUGGAUGCGCCCCUCUGCGGCCACUGCGCCCGCCGGAACCUCUCCUUCUUCGACCCAGAUUGCGGUGGCUGUGAUGGCCUCCUGCGGCGCCCUUCCAUCACGCCCGCCCACCUUUUCGCCAUCAUGAGGCAGUGGGUCCCACAGGUGCAGCAGAACAUCCACCACUUCGUGCGACAGGCUCUGGAGCUCGGGUGUCAUGUGGACGACCGCGACGCUCUCACAGACAUGACGCUGCUCCACUACGCUGUGAAGGCAGGCAGCAAUGGUGUGGGGGAUCAGGACACCGCCCUGCAGGUGGUGAAGGAGCUGCUGAGGGCCGGAGCCGACUUGCACCAGCGCUGUCGGUGGACCCACAUGACGGCUUUGCACUACGCCGCCUACUUCGACGUGGCACCUGUUUUGCAUUUACUGCUGCGUGAUCCCAUGGGCGUGUGUGUGAACGACGCCUGCCUGGAGUACUCCGGAGGCACACCGCUGCAUAUCGCCGCCGCCAAUCUGUGUUUAGCUGCCGUGAGGGUGUUGCUGCACCAUGGCGCCUUGCCCACCCUCACCGACACCCAGGGUCGCACACCCUUCCAGUGCAUCCCCACCCCUGAGCAGUACGAGCUGGUGCCUGACGUGCAGGAGGUCAUAAGUUGUCUUCGCAGCCUUCUCUCCCCAUCGGCUUCCCACGCCCACACGCACGCCUCUCACGCUUACCCCGCCCACAGCAACACAGGCCAGGGCUCCUCUGGCAAGGCGGUGCUGAAGGCCAUGGGGCUGAAGCUCGGUGACCGCGUGCUGGUGAGCGGCGUGAAGACUGGUGUGCUGAGGUUUGUGGGCACCACGGAAUUCUCGACGGGACUGUGGGCGGGAGUGGAGUUAGAGACGCCCACUGGACGUCAUAACGGCACUGUCAAGGGCGUCAUGUACUUCCGCUGUGCCAAGAACUACGGAAUCUUUGUGCCCAUGAACCGCCUGACGAAGAUCCCUCAUGUGGGCGGGGGACGACAGGGACGGUCCACUUCACAGGCCCACAGGCAACACUCCCGUACAGCCUCGCGCCGCUCCGCCUCGCUGCCACCGGGGCGAGUCAACCAUGGCGUGGACGUCUCCCAAGUGGCAUCUAAGGUGGCACAGGACAUCCGCGACACCACCCGCAAGAUCGUGCUGGGUGACCGAGUAUUCGUGGACAUGGGCCUGGGGAGCGGCUCAGCAAGGGUUGUCACCGGUACUGUCAAAUUCACUGGCGCAGUCCACUUCGCCUCUGGAUUCUGGGUAGGUGUUGAGCUGGACGUUCCCCGAGGCACCAAUGACGGCUCGGUCAACGGCACCAAGUACUUUGUGUGUAGACCACAUCACGGUAUCUUCGCGGCGCCCUCCAGAAUUAUCAAGACUACCAGUGACAGGACGUCGGGCUGCCCUUCAGAGUUCCUCCAGGACGCCCAGUCUUUCUUAAACCACAGCCGCCACUCCCUCUCUUCCCACCACAGCUCGGCCCACGCCCUCCACCUGGCCGCCAGCGGACCCCUCAGCCUGGGUUACUCUACGACUUUUGCAAGUCAUGACAUCCAGGGCCCCAGGAGUCUCGGGUGGGGCGGGUCUAUAGAGGCGACGUCAUCUAUAGCUAAUCUAGGCCCUGAAUGCCACGACUCAUGCUGCACCACUUGCUCUACCUCCCAACACCUGCUGGAAACGAGUGGUCCUGCGUCCCUCAAAGUUACACAGACGCUGAAGCCGGCCAUCUAUCCAGCCAACACCACCAUGACCAGCCUGAACAGGUCCUUCUCCGCCAGAUAUGUCACAUCACGUCAGCGUCAAGAGGAACUUGAGCGCAUGGCGGAAGAACGGCGUCGGCAACAAGUCUGGUGUGACCCACCUAUACUUCAGGCAACUCCAAGAGCCCAACGGAAGAAACGUGAAAACCAGCAUUGGCUUGAGGUGGGCCAUAACGUCUUCUACAAGAACAUCGUCGGCGUCAUAAAAUACAUCGGCAAGGUGGACUUUGAGGAGGGCGUGUGGCUGGGCGUGGAGCUGCGGGCGCCCAAAGGAAAACAUGACGGCACCGUAAAUGGCCGCCGGUACUUCAGUUGUCGCCCUCGUCACGGCAUCAUGGUGAGGCCCAACAAGGUGUAUGUGAGAGGCAUCAACGGCGCCAAGCUGGUGAAGCCCGAGGAGGAGGACGAGGAGCAGUGAUGGAGACGUGGACAAGCAGAGAAACUUGGAGGCGUAUCAUAAUAAAACUUACAGCUUAUGUGUGAGUCAGUAGGUUUACAUGGUAACAGGGUUCCUUCACUCUUGUAAUUUCACUGCAAGUAUUUCUUACAAUUUCUUUACUGAUUUAUUUUUUAAUUAUUAUUUAUUUUAUUUAUUUUUAUUUUAUUUUAUUCUAUUUACUUAUUUAUUUUAUUAUUAUAAUUUUUGUUUCAUAAGCUAAGUAGCUAGCCUCUCAGAAGCUGGUGAAGAAACAGUCAAUUUGACUCACUAUACAUGUCACUCACCUGCUUGGCAUCAUUGUACAUAGAGUUUUGGAAUUUUAAUCAAAAUAGUAUUCUUGCUUGAAAUCAGUUACUCUUGAUAAGAAAAAUAGUUAUUUAUGUACGUGUGUUAUUUAUUCAAGAGAUUCUUGUUGUCAAUGUGAUCAUUUAUUAUGAUGUGAACCAGCAUGGCAAACGCAACACAGCACAAGGUUUACGAAAUGCUUUAUAAAUAAUUUGGUCACUGCACUUUGGGACCCUUGCACAAAGGUAAAGGGCGUAGGAAAAUGCGUGAGAAAGAGGUGUAGGGCAGCACAGCUACCGGUCAAGGGGCACAAACGGUUUAUCUAGUCGUAGACUGGAUUUUGGUGUACAGUUGUUUCAGUUGUUUGUCCAUAGCUUCAUAUUAGCUUUUGUUCAAACAAUAAUGAUUGAGUGCACGAAGCCUCCGGAAGCACACACUGGCCGACUCUGCUGGUCCAGAGGCGCCGGGUGUGACAGGACCAGGAGGGACUGGGCGGGCUCAAGCUCUGCACCGAGUCUUAUUUCCAUAUCCUCGAAGUAAGUUUCAGGUAAACAAUGAGCAAAUUAUAUAUAUAUAUAUAUAU
Messenger RNA from Portunus trituberculatus (swimming crab), 3749 nucleotides. Its product is annotated as CAP-Gly domain-containing linker protein 3-like. The record is from RefSeq and is a predicted model, not a curated record. Lineage: Eukaryota; Metazoa; Arthropoda; Malacostraca; Decapoda; Portunidae. Gene Ontology annotation, molecular function: protein binding.